Molecule: messenger RNA, 1587 nt
Organism: Trichosporon asahii var. asahii CBS 2479
Lineage: Eukaryota; Fungi; Basidiomycota; Tremellomycetes; Trichosporonales; Trichosporonaceae
Exons: 3
Coding region: 1-1587 (528 amino acids)
Source: RefSeq, a predicted model, not a curated record
AUGCUCAAUUCAGCCGCUUUCAUAGUGCUGUUGAUGUUCAUGGGCAUCGCGGCUUCCGCCAGCUCACCUUUCAACGCCUCAAUUCGGUUCCGGAUGGAUGCGCUGUCUCCAAUGAUCAACCUCACCCACGGUUCGCAGUUGAUCGUCACAACUUGGCGGUACAGUGGGGAGCUAGGGAUGAUCUGGUCUGCGCCUAAAGUGAAGGACAGCGAUGACUAUUACUACAAACCUGAUACCGGUUUCGAUUACGAACGGGUAUUCUCUAAGCUGAACUUCGACUUCGUCGGAACGGGACUCGAAAUCGAGGGACAAAUCGGAGAGGGCUCUCAACGCACAGUUGACGUAUACCUGUGGAUUGAAGGGGACGAGUGGGCAUCCGAUCAAGGCAGCAAGUUGAACAAGAAGUUUGAGCUCACGCCCGGGGGUUUCAAUACCCCGUACUACACCUUGAUGAGGGAGACGUUGUCCGACCGCCCUUGGCCAUACCAUGGAAGACUUUCGGUGCCCUUCGAACUCGAUUUCCGUUUCGUCUGCCUGUGGUUUUACAUCCCGGUUCGAACCCAAGCACCUUUGGAUAUUCUCGCUUGGCAGUCGCAAUCACCGCUAGUCCCUUUGGUCGACCCCGAUGGAUCAGUUUCAGACGCCGUCGUGCUCGGUGUAUUCUCAGCAAGGUCCGAACAGGUGUUUCGCGCCUCCAAUCGCAACACCAAGGCGGUAAAGGCCGGCAGUUCAGUGGCGAAGGACGUCCAUGGCGACACGGUCUUUUUGAGAGAGCAAACUGAGCUGGUGUACGACAUUCCUGAACACACCACUCUUGUGGAGGUUCUCGGUCCAGUGGGCAGGGAAAACGACAUGGACGAUGGUAUCGACGGAGACCCCGGACUUUUCGAAUGCUACGCAUAUCUGGACCCACCGCCAUUCUGGUGGACGCCUCAGAGACUGCCUACAUCCCUCUCACUCAAGCCUCAGAAUGACAUACGGCGCACUCUGUUCCUACUUCCUAUCGACCCGGCUGUGCGGCAUAAACUGCACAUUGGCCCCACAACCGACCGGAUGAGGUGUCCAGUUAGCCAUAUCCGAUCUGAUUAUGACUUCAAGCCUGCCUCGAAGCGUUUUUCUCAGCCUGUAUUCAUCGGUUCUGCAAUCGGCACAGGGCUUGGCGGUAUUCUUCUCGGUCUGCUUACAGCUUUCCUCUUCAACCGCUGCCGCCGGAGACUCACUCGUCGCCCCCAAUCCCCGUUUGAGGUAGACCCGAACGCGCAACAUGAGCCGAUCGAGCCGUUCGUUUCGCAGCUUUCUCGAGAUCGCGAGCCCGUUCAUGUGGGUCACGCCGAGGAAACCCCUUUGAACGCUGAUCGUCCGCUCUCCAACUCCGUCAACCAAUCCCGGCUCACCCCACAAGAUACUACUGAAACCUACUCUGGCAGUAAUACGGCUCAUGAGUCUCUUCAUGCAGGCAGCUCCAGCUCUGCGGCACCCUCUUCAGGUCUACCCAGUCAAUCAGCCGGUCGGUACGCCCUCAUCAAACAUCAUGAAGAAGAUCUGCCUCCCAUGUACAGGUCUGAGUGGGGCGACCAGGAUUCUUGA